Molecule: messenger RNA, 1099 nt
Organism: Biomphalaria glabrata
Lineage: Eukaryota; Metazoa; Mollusca; Gastropoda; Planorbidae
Product: abdominal ganglion neuropeptides L5-67-like
Exons: 4
Coding region: 325-699 (124 amino acids)
Source: RefSeq, a predicted model, not a curated record
UCGGGGCCAUUGAAAAAUAAAAGUUGGAAGAAAAUCUCUCAAGAGUAAAGUAAAAAGAAACGACAACAACAACGAAGAACUGGUGUCAGAUCGAACUUUUGGCCAAAAGCAAAUACAAUUAGCGAGUCGUGUGUUUUUAUUCAAUACCAAAGAAGGGGAACCAACUCAAGCAAUUUUCGGGAAGUAAUUUCAUCAAGAUUUUCGCGCCAACACUUCCCUUGAUUCCCGUUUAACACUACACUUGGACUUUGUGGACUUGUAUAAGAGCAGUUCGGUCCCCUUAGAUAUUCUUGCGUCGGAAUCCAAGGUUAACACAAAAUCGCAAUGAAGACAUCACAAAUUAUCCUAAGCUGCUGUUGUGUUUUGGCCGCAGUUCUCACCGUCUGUUACUCAAAGCCCCAGUGGCGACCUCAAGGAAGAUUUGGCAAAAGAACUGACCUCUCGAGCACAACAGACACAGACAAGCGUUCACCAUGGCGGCCACAGGGUAGAUUUGGGAAAAGAACUUUAGCAGAUGAGUUAAGCGUGCCUUUCUUCCAUACCCGGGAAAUCCCGGUAGAAAUCUUAUUCACAACUAAAGACUUGGAGAACCCAGCAUUCAGACCAGUAUUGUGUACAGUCACAGCCGUCAGUGGUUACCCUGUUUGUGAAACGGCAUUAGUAGAGACUCGAGACACAGAUGCCAUCUUGGAUUUUUAAGGUACAGCAGCCAGAGAAAUUUUCACGUUUGGAGCCAAACAAUAUAAUUGGUUCCUUCUAGCCUCGGGCUAGCCAAUCGUUGUUUUCUUGCUCUGUCGUUUGGCUGCUGGGAGAUUUUAAAUGAAUUCCAUUUUUUGUUUCAAUAUUUUUAAAAUUGGAAUUAUAAUUGAGAAUAUUUGGAGACAUUAGUAACUCAUUGGUUUGAAUUGUAUCUUGUUGUAGAAAAGGGGUCAACAAAAUGUAUAAUAGCUUAACUAAGCAGACAAAAAAAAAAAGAAUAGGAAAUUGGAAUUCAAUAUAACAGAACAAAAUCACAGUUUUUCCUUGGCUUGGUCAUUGAAAGUUUAAAAUUUAGUAUUUCAAAUUGAAAUGAAAAACGAAAUAAAAUCAAUAGAAGUUA